Molecule: messenger RNA, 1410 nt
Organism: Aaosphaeria arxii CBS 175.79
Lineage: Eukaryota; Fungi; Ascomycota; Dothideomycetes; Pleosporales
Product: P-loop containing nucleoside triphosphate hydrolase protein
Exons: 1
Coding region: 33-1307 (424 amino acids)
Cellular component (GO): mitochondrion
Molecular function (GO): GTP binding
Source: RefSeq, a predicted model, not a curated record
AUGCACUCGACCCUCCUGGUCAUUUGAGCAUAAUGGCACACCUUAUUUCCAGGCCGGCGUCUCAAUUUGUCUGCCGUUCAUGCGCCCGUGAGGGCUUUCGACCGCAAUUUCUUUCCCAGACAUUGACGAUUCAGCAGCAAACGCGUUCAAUUAGACUACGACCUGGCAGAUCACGUAUAGUACGCAGCGAAAGCAGAGAAUUAUACAACCACGAUGAAUCCGAACUCGAAAUCGCCAGCGCCCCUCCACCUCGAGAAAGAAUCAACCGUUUGCGCAGGCCCCAGGGCAACAACGAGGGCCGAAACAUUGCGCCUGAGAUCAAGAAUGUGUCUACUACCAACUCCAAGCAAGACUCUCCACGUCCAACCAAAUCCAAACCAGAAGCCGUACCUUUAGAUACCAGCAAACCCAAAACCACCGAACACGCAUGGGACGCCGGCAUAAGAGGAGACUACAAUUACUACUGGGAAACCUUCGCACCAACGACCGCCCAGAAAGCAAAAGCGAACAAGUUCUUCACGAAGGGACAAAAGGCGCAAUUCCUACGAUCUGUGUCACUAUUUCGACAGUUUCCAGAAGGCGAUGUCCCAGAAGUUGCGUUCGUGGGGCGCAGUAAUGUGGGCAAAAGCAGCCUGCUGAAUGCAGUCGUCGAUGCGGGUGCGAAGGACAUACUGGCGCGGACUAGUGCCACCCCAGGCUUCACACGUACAAUGAAUUUGUACGGCGUCGGUGGUAUCGAUGGAGUACGUAUCAAGAAAGGGAGAAGUGGUGGGCAUGACAGGAUCAUUGGUAUUGGUGGUGUCUUGAUCGUUGAUCUUCCAGGAUAUGGCGAAGGCAGUUUGAGUGAAUGGGGCACGGAGAUCAUGAAGUACUUCACGAAGAGGAAGCAACUUCGUCGCGUCUUUGUCCUCGUCGAUGCAAUGCAUGGCCUGAAAGAGAGUGAUGAGAAUCUAUUGUCCAGUCUACGGGAGGGUGGAGUGCCACAUCAGGUGGUGUUGAGCAAGUUGGAUCGACUCUACAUUCCGGAGGCUAAACGUCUGGAGAGAAUGUCCAAAGGGUCAGUCUCUAGGAACAUUCAACCCAAGGGGACCAUCUCCCAAGUUGAAGAGAGAAUGAUUGCCAUGCGCUCCGAGAUCAAGCCACCAACAGGUGCUGGCGCUUUAGGAGAGCUUCUCGGAGUCAGUGCAGAGGUUCUCGUCAAUGGAGACAGGCUUGGUAUGGACAGCUUGCGGUUUGCAAUACUGCAGGCCGCGGGGUUCAGUUUCGAUGAUCGUGCACUAAGAAAGGCACAUGAGAAGAGAAGGUGAACGACAUUCCAUGAUGAUAUGAGCGUAUUGUAGAAUUACGCCCUAGGUGUAUCAUUAGAUCAUUCACGAAAGCCCGACAACCGCGAAAGAAUAAAGCCCAUUC